CUUCUUCGACAUUUCUAUUUCUUUUUCUUUUCCGUAAGUUCAUAAUAAUGCCAGUUUGCUAAGUUCAGUGUGUCGAUCGAAAGAGGUAACAAAUAUACUCACGCUUAUACAAGCCAUGUUAGUUUCUUCUAAUCUGUGUUCGCCCAUUUCAAUUAGUAGCAUUCCUUACCACCCUUCUUAAAAAACUGCCGUCUAAUUUCCAGACAACAUUGUUGGUAAGCCAUGUUUCCAUUUUCUAUUUUCCCUCAAGCUUUUUUUUCUCCCUGGCUCACAGAUAAUGGUAUUGAGAAAUUCGAGAGUGAUAAUACCGAAUUAAGAAAAAAUACAUUGAUCACAGAUGGGCUGAUGACGGUUAUGGGUAGAUUUAUCCAGAUAAUACUCGGAUCACAACAUUCAGGGGAAAAUGUAGUUCUUAUUAAAGAUAGCUGUGGCACCUCAACGUGGCUGAUAAAACAAUACACGAUACGUAUGUUUCAAGUGGAACUAUGUGGACCAUGUUCCGUCACGGACCUAAUUGCAAUUCUGAUGGCUACCUUGUUUCUUAUUAACACAGCUGGUACGUUUAGGUAUGGACGACACAGUGCGUGGACACUUAAAACCAAUGGAUGGAUGCUUCAAAUCAAUGAAUACACGCUUGAAAUUAAUGGAUGCAUGCUUAAAAUUGAUGGAUGCAUGCUUAAAAUUAAUGGAUGUACAGUAAUUACAGUGAUACGAAUGGAUACAAGGUGAUACAAAUGGGCGAUCCCUAUUGUUCUAAAUGCAGGGUAUGUGUAUUCGAUUGCAGCCAAUUUUCUAUUUUUUUUAUAUAAAUAAAUCGUUUUUUCAUCGUAAUCCGUCCAAUAUGCUUUAUUUAAAUGUGCCUUCCAAACCAAUAGUAUAGAUUUAUGUAAUAAUUAAGACCCC
Messenger RNA from Mucor mucedo, 903 nucleotides. RefSeq lists its product as uncharacterized. The coding region runs from base 223 to 729 and encodes 168 amino acids. Lineage: Eukaryota; Fungi; Mucoromycota; Mucoromycetes; Mucorales; Mucoraceae. The record is from RefSeq and is a predicted model, not a curated record. The transcript has 8 exons.